AUUUAAACGGCUAACGUUAACAGAGCAUAGCAGUGUUUAACAGUCCGGAUAACACUUCAUUAAACUGGAAUAAAUUGGGAAUAUUUGAGUUUGGUUUGUGUUUGUCGGGUUUAUUAGACUGUUAUGUAGCUACCGGACCGGUCAGAGCCGGUUUUAAUGGGCGGACUCUUCAGUUUGUGACAUGACUUCAUCGGUUUCUGUUAGCUAGCAUUGCUGCUAGGCUAAGCUAACUCUCAGCUAACGACUUCGGGACUGUUUGGUUUUCUCCCGCAGACAUGAUUUAAUUUCUGGUGAACUGUAUCAACAGAAAACACCGCGUUUUAUAACAACACCGACCUCCAGAGAGCUGAGCUGACCGAGGCGGGCAGACCAUGACCCUCGCCCCGAAGGAGCUGUCCAACCUGCUGAGCAUCAUCUCGGAGGAGGCAUGCACCAACACCUUCGAGAGCCUCUCCACCCACUUCCAUCACUACUUCGGGAAAGCGGAGCACUUCAGGGUGGGCUCGGUGCUGGUCAUGCUCCUGCAGCAGCCUGACCUGCUGCCCAGCUCCCCGCAGAGGCUCACCGCCCUCUACCUGCUCUGGGAGAUGUACCGCACCGAGCCGCUGGCUGCGAACCCCUUCGCUGCCGUGUUCGCUCACCUGCUGAACCCUGCACCUGCCGGGGAGGAGCAGGAGAAGGUGCUCUCAGGCUUCCUGCCUCCCAUCACGCACCCUGAAAAGUUCUUCCUGUCCCAGCUGAUGUUGGCGCCGCCCAGGGAUCUCUUCAAGAAGACGCCCAGACAGGUGUCCUGCAUGGAUGUCGGCAACAUGCCGCAGGCCAUCGACAUCAGCGGGCUGCAGCUGGCGUUAGCAGAGCGUCAGUCGGAGCUGCCCACUCAGAGUAAAGCCAGCUUCCCCAGCAUCCUCAACGACCCUGAUCCAGACUCUUCUAACUCAGGAUUCGACAGCUCUGUGGCCAAUCAGAUCAUAGAGUCUCUGGUCACAGGGCCCCGCCCUCCACUGGAGAGUCACUUCCGCCCCGAGUUCAUCCGCCCACCCCCUCCCCUCCAUGUGUGUGAGGACGAGCUGGCGUGGCUGAACCCCACUGAGCCGGAUCACAGCAUCCAAUGGGAUCGCUCUAUGUGUGUGAAGAACAGCACCGGCGUGGAGAUCAAACGCAUCAUGUCCAAGGCCUUCAAGAGCUCGCUGUCGGCUCAGCAGCAGUCACAGCUGUUGGCGGAGCUGGAGAAGGACCCGAAGCUGGUGUACCACAUCGGUCUGUCUCCGGCGAAGCUCCCUGAUCUGGUGGAGAACAACCCGCUGGUGGCCAUCGAGAUGCUGUUGAAGCUGAUGCAGAGCAGCCAGAUCACUGAGUAUUUCUCAGUGCUGGUGAACAUGGACAUGUCACUGCACUCCAUGGAGGUCGUCAACAGGUUGACCACAGCGGUGGACUUACCUCCAGAGUUCAUCCACCUCUACAUCUCCAACUGCAUCUCCACCUGUGAGCAAAUCAAAGACAAGUACAUGCAGAACCGUCUAGUCCGUCUGGUGUGCGUCUUCCUCCAGUCGCUGAUCAGAAACAAGAUCAUCAACGUUCAGGACCUGUUCAUCGAGGUGCAGGCCUUUUGCAUCGAGUUCAGCCGCAUCCGAGAAGCUGCGGGCCUCUUUCGCCUCCUCAAGACCCUGGACACCGGAGAAAACCCCGCCGAGGCCAAACCUGCCAAAUAAUGAUCCUCACAGAGACAGUGCACAGACAGACUGGAGUCGUGGUCUGAGCUGCUAAAAUAAAUCUAUCAAACAGUCAAAGGGACACGGUUUGGUGCAACACGCUUCAUGACUCUGAACAUCACAGGAGCAGAAACUAGUGCAGUUGAUACUGUAAAUAUGUGGUGACGUCAGGGUCAGGGCGGUGUAAAGGUGUUCAAACUGGUUUGAUAUUAGGCCAAACACCAGACUGGACUGGUACGCUGAAUGAUACCAGGUGUCGCUACCCCUGAGAGGAACAUAAAAACACUGUGUCUCAACAGAAAACUAGCGACUAUUACGUCACAUCACGUAAUAUCAACACCAUUAAAGAAGCACUUCUGUUACUUUAUGUAAACAAACCAGGUAAACAUCAGCUGUUUGCUCGAAAUCAGACCGGAGACGUAACCACGUAAAAGAUGAGUGAGCAGCCUACAUGCUGUCCUACUCUGUAAACCUUUUAAAACAGAAAACACAUUUUAUAUUGUGAUUGACGCACAGUUUGGUCGACAGCAAGUAGCCUAGCUUGUUAUUAACGAGAGUUAUUUAGCUCAUCGGGAACUUUCAGCUCCAUUGUGACACCGUCAGCACAGAUUGCUGAUUUAGGCGACUUUUUAAUUUGCAAUGUGUUAAAACGACAAACGCCGGUUCAGCUGGUUUGCAUAAAAUCAAACUGGUCUGAGCUCGUACACCGUGCUGGAAACUGACCCAACUCUGAGUGACGUCAUCCUCAGUUCUGCCUCUGAACUCUGUCUCAUCCUCCCGUCUCUAUUUUCCAGAAGUCAAACAACAAAAGGAUGAACUCACUUCACCGUUUCAUUUUUCUACCAGAGCUCUUUUCCUUUGGAAAUCUUUUCCUUUUCUCUAAUUAAACAGAUUGUUUAGUUGAA
Messenger RNA from Epinephelus lanceolatus (giant grouper), 2614 nucleotides. It is a transcript of the gene cnot11, whose product is annotated as CCR4-NOT transcription complex, subunit 11. Gene Ontology annotation, cellular component: CCR4-NOT complex. The record is from RefSeq and is a predicted model, not a curated record. NCBI's taxonomy places the organism in Eukaryota, Metazoa, Chordata, Actinopteri, Perciformes, Serranidae.